GUUCGUGUAAAUUCGUAGUAGAGAGUCAAUUAUUGUCGUUCGGCAUUUUUUGACGUUACGGGUGUGACUGUUAUAUUGUAAAUAAAUUAUAAAUAUUGUAAUGAAUAAUAUAUAAAAAAGCUAUAAAUAAAUAUAAAAUGCGACUAGUCACGUUAUCAGCAAUAUUGUCCAUAUAUUUAUUGAGAGCAAAUGCCUGGGAGAUACCUGAGAAUUUUGCAGAAACAGGACAUUCUAAUAACUGGGCUGUACUAGUGGACACAUCUAGAUUCUGGUUCAAUUAUCGUCAUGUGGCAAAUGUUCUUUCUAUUUAUCGUAGUGUGAAACGCCUUGGUAUUCCUGACUCUCAGAUAAUCUUAAUGAUUGCUGAUGAUAUGGCAUGUAAUCCUAGAAAUCCAAGGCCUGCUACAGUUUUCAAUAAUAUUAAACAGCAUAUAAAUGUUUACGGAGAUGAUGUUGAGGUUGAUUAUAGAGGAUAUGAAGUUACUGUUGAAAAUUUUGUACGAUUACUUACCGGGAGAUUACCACCGGAAACACCAAGGUCUAAAAAAUUAUUGACAGACGAAGGAUCCAAUAUAUUGAUCUAUUUGACUGGUCAUGGAGGAAAUGGGUUUUUAAAGUUUCAAGAUUCCGAAGAGAUAACCAGUCAAGAGUUAAGUGAUGCAUUGGAGCAAAUGUGGCAGAAGCGAAGAUAUCAUGAAAUCUUAUUUGUUGUCGAUACUUGCCAAGCUAGUUCCAUGUAUGAGAAAUUUUAUUCACCAAAUAUAUUAGCUGUAGCUUCCAGCCUCGUUGGCGAAGACUCUUUAUCUCAUCAUGUCGACCCAGCUGUAGGCGUUUACAUCAUAGAUAGAUACACAUACUAUGCAUUAGACUUUUUAGAAAAAGUGGAACCGUCCAGUUCAAAGAAGCUCAGUGAAUUUCUCAAAGUUUGUCCUAAACAUUAUUGCUUAUCUACUGUGGGUGUGCGUACAGACUUGUUCAGAAGAGAUCCUAAGACUGUUCCAGUUACAGAUUUCUUUGGUUCAUUAAGGCCAGUCGAACUGACAAUGAAUAUAGUGAAUGUUUUGCCAGCGCACGUGAACAAAACUCAACCAGUGGAACCUGAAGUGAAAUACACUUAUGUAUCACAGUUUCCUAAUUUAUCUAGCUACACAUAACAAUUAAAUACCAAUAAUCUUUGACAUGCGUUUUCCAGAAAUUUAUUAAACAUGUCAUGACAUCAUUUCAUUUUACUUACAUCUCACUGUUUCGUAGUUAUCCAAAUUCACAUAAUUAAAUAUUUUAUCUAUGUUAUUUCUGCAUAAAACUGUCGCCAAAUGAAAAACAGACUGUCACUUAAAAGGGAAAAGAAAGAUUAAAAAUCAGAGUAACAAAAAUACAUGUAUCCUACUAAUUGAUAAGAGAAAAACACUGUUAGUUCCAUGAUGUAAUUAACAUUAAGAUAGGUUGCGGUAAUGAUUAUGACAUUACGCCGUUUCACCAAUAAUAUCUUUGGCUUUAAUUAUUACGCAGAAGUUUCCAGAAGAGUUUCGAUUUCAUAGAAAUAAGAGGACGAUAAAUAAUAAUUACGCAUUACGUCUUUAAUCAAGUAUUUUUAAAUAUGUGUAAUAUCUCAUACGCUACACGUCAUUUCUAAACAUCAUAAAAACCGUCAAAAAUAUGAUUCCAUGAUUCCAAUCAGUAUUAAUUUUUUCUUUAAAUUACGUUCAAAGUUUUUUCAAAACUUGCAUCAGUCGGUCUGUUUCGAGAAAAAACGAUAAUUAAUUUUCAAUGAUCAUUGAAAGUUAAUGAUAUAAUUAUUUGAACAAAACAUAUAAACGUGACUUGAUACAUACAAUUAAUUAAAUUAAAAUGUGUCGUAACAUUGUUAAUCUUGCGAAAUACGUUUCUCGGGGUUAAAGAACAUCAUGUGUGAAAUCGCAAUCAUUAAAAAUACUUGCGACUA
This is a messenger RNA of Cephus cinctus (wheat stem sawfly), 1942 nucleotides long. RefSeq names its product putative GPI-anchor transamidase (gene PIG-K). Lineage: Eukaryota; Metazoa; Arthropoda; Insecta; Hymenoptera; Cephidae. Gene Ontology annotation, cellular component: GPI-anchor transamidase complex. Gene Ontology annotation, molecular function: GPI-anchor transamidase activity. Gene Ontology annotation, biological process: proteolysis; protein localization to cell surface; attachment of GPI anchor to protein. The record is from RefSeq and is a predicted model, not a curated record. The transcript is spliced from 4 exons. Bases 138 to 1154 code for a protein of 338 amino acids.